CUGUGACUGUGUGUGUGUGUUAAGCUUUUGUAGUAAAAGGUGUGGGUCAGACCUCUUCAUCAGUGAUCACCCCGGCAUGCGAUGCAUUGUGAUGCAACAGAAUGUACUGCAAAACAAAUAAAGGCUUGCCUGGAGCGUCGUGGAAUAUGGUCAGGGACCUGUUGAUGGAAAUUUUCUUGGGUUAUAUUUCUUCGUCCCUGUACCAUGGUUUGGGGCCAAUGAUUUGGUAUUUUCCACUGCAGACUUUGAAACUCAGAGGCUAUGAAUUAUUUGCUCUGGCUUAUGUUUCACCCUUAAUAUUGAUCUCCACCUCCAUAUGGAAAUUGGUGAACAAGAGAGGUAUCAUAUUACUGCUCAGGCUUAUUACUUUAGGUGGUAUUGCUUCAUAUCAGACCCCUAACCCUGUGAUCCGGGUGGUGUUUCUGGCCUCAGGUGUAGCUUCAUCUCUCCUUGUUCAAGCUGUUACAUGGUGGUCAGGAAGCAUUCAGCAAAGGGUCUGCAGAAUCUGGGGUUUCAUUCUGAGUCACUUUCUGCUCCUCGCAAUCAGGAUAUGGUUCACCUCCCUAAACCCAGUCUGGCAUUACACCGCAUUCAACGCUGCAAUACUUUCCUUGGGUGUCAUAGUGACUUUGGACAGAUUGCAUUCAGAUUUUCAGAAGUAUCCACUGGAAACAGAGGGGAGGACUUCCAGGGAGAGGAAAGCUUGCUUCCGUUGGACAAUACCCGCUGCAGCAUACGGAAGCUUGUUGUUUCUCACGCACUGGAUAUUUGGAGAGGUCUCCUUGGUCUCUCGCUGGGCUGUGAGUGGCCAUCCACGUUCUGGGCCAGAUCCUAAUCCUUAUGGAGGUAUAAUUCUAUUAGCUUUGGCUAUUGGAAUGAUGUUAUCCUUUUGGCCUAAUAUCAUUAACAAAAUAUCGUUUUGGCUAAUAGGAGUGGCAUCAGCAAUUGGUAUUUUCUGUCUUCGAAGAGAAGAAGCAUUUGUUUCAGGAACUAUGUUAUCUAUUUAUACCAUGUCUCUUUGGCCGCAUAUGGUUGAACGUAUGAUUGGUUCAGGUCAUCCUGGGAAGGUCUUAGGCACAGCCAUGUUAGUGUAUGUGCUCGAGAUGCUUGCCACUGUGUGGUGCACAGCUUAUAACUUUGUGCCUGGAGGUGUCAUUGCAAGAGAAAAAACAGGUGUGAUAUUGGGUCUGCUUGUGGUGCUGACUGGUUUGGGAUUGUGGGUUGGGCCACAGCCAAAGUCCUUUCUGUCAGAAAGCAUCAAAAAUCCUGUAUUGAAACACUGCGUAAAGUUUGUUAAACUAUUGCUUUGGCUGUUUGUGGGCAUAGGAUUGCUAGGAUUAGGACUUCGAUUCCAGGUUUAUCAGAAGAAACUACUGAACCAGCCAGUGAAAAAAGUGUUCUCAGCCAUGAUAUGGUCCUGCAGGUUUGGAAUUGAUAAUCAAGGUUGGUCAAGUUUAGAAAAAUCAGCAAAACUUAUCAAACAGACAGAUGCUGAUUUUAUCACUAUAUUGGAGAGUGAUUCAUCAAAGCCAUACUUGGGAAACAAUGAUCUUACUAUGUGGCUGGGAGAAAAACUGGGAUUUUACACAGAUUUUGGUCCAAGUACAAAAGAUCACACCUGGGGGGAAAUGACUCUGUCAAGAUAUCCUAUAAUUCAAUCCACACAUCAUCUCCUCCCAUCCCCCCAUGGAGAGCUUGCUCCUGCCAUUUCGAUGACUGUCAACAUCUCAGGAAACCUGGUAGAUUUUGUUGUGGCUCACUUUGGCAAUAAGAAGGACGAACUGGACAGAAAUUUGCAAGCAGAGUACACUUCUAAUUUAUUGAAGGAAAGCCAACGGCCUCUUGUAUUUCUAGGUUAUAUUAACUCGGUGCCUGGCUCUAGAAACUAUAUUCAGCUUCUGAAGAUAGGAAAUGUAAAAGAUAUAGCGAACAAUGAUCCAUUUAGGUGGUGUGAAUACAUUAUGUAUCGUGACCUAAUAAGAUUGGGCUUUGCUCGCAUUUCUCACGGUGGUCUCAGUGACACAGAAAUACAGAUGGCCAGAUUUCAGAUUCCUAAUGACUCCACUCACUUCUUGGAUCAUGACAGGCUUGAAGUUAUUUCCAAACAUGUGCCUAAGGAAAGUCGCUUCAAUCACAGAUUUGGUUCCUUCAAGAUGGGACACAAUCGUGAACAAUUUCAUCAUUAUCACAUGAACACACCAAAGUACUUUCUCUUGGAAAAUUUUUAAAGCAGGAAAAUUAAAAAAAUGCAUCAUUUACAAAUAUAUACACUUCUUUCAAAAGUAUGAAAGAAAUGUACAUUAAUAAGAAAGUUUGGAAUGAGGAUUUGGCUCUUUAAUCAUAUUGUUUCUUGCAGUUGAAAUACAAAGUUUUAGUUAAGUGCAAAAGAGAAAGGAAAUUAAGUUGACGUCUUGCAGUUGAAAUACAAAGUUUUAGUUAAGUGCAAAAGAGAAAGGAAAUUAAGUUGACGUUAGUUUUUUGCUGUAUCAAUAAACAAGAUAUUUUCUAGUUUUCAAAAUCAGAAAUGCUAAAAAUCCAAACCAAGUUGAUCAGCAUUUGACAAAGGAAGAUAGGUUAACGUUUGGAGUUUAAUAUGAUUUAAUAAUCCUUGGGUAUGAGUAAUCAAUUGACUCAGUGGGACUAGUACAAUAAAUUAAUAUUAUGUUAUUCAGCCCAUCCUAGUGAGAGCCUCUUUCAAAACUUGCAAUGUUUUGAUUUUACGUUAGCCUAACCCCAUAUUUGUAUGUUCCCUGCUUUACAUAUACCAUCUGAUCUUAACUGAAAUACUGUUCUAUUGUAC
Molecule: messenger RNA, 2800 nt
Organism: Callorhinchus milii (elephant shark)
Lineage: Eukaryota; Metazoa; Chordata; Chondrichthyes; Chimaeriformes; Callorhinchidae
Product: PGAP2-interacting protein
Exons: 18
Coding region: 102-2228 (708 amino acids)
Biological process (GO): GPI anchor biosynthetic process
Cellular component (GO): endoplasmic reticulum
Source: RefSeq, a predicted model, not a curated record